UGAAAGUUUCCAUACUAAUUAAAGCGGAUAGGGACCAGAAGUGCCACAUCACAAUGUAUACGGAGUACAAACGGAUCAAAAUGAACUUUGUUGUUUUUGCAUUAAAUGUAGCGGCUUCAGUUGUCUGGGCUGCCCCACCACGACGUUGCGAACCCGGGGACGAGAUUUUAGGAAGAUGCAAAGCAGAAGACAAAGCGCGAUGCACGGACGUGAUGCUGAGCUACUGCGAGGACAUGCCGUACUCCCACACCAUCUUCCCCAACAUCCUGGACCACCGGAGCCGGCAGGAGGCGGAGCAGGGCACGGAGUACCUGCUGCUGAGCGUGGUGCACUCGCUGCUGAACGGGGAGUGCUCUCCGGACGUGCGCAUGCUGGGCUGCUCCGUGCUGACGCCGCGCUGCGAGAAGGACCGCGCCGUCAAGCCCUGUCGCAGCUCGUGCGAGGCUCUGCGCAACAGCUGUGAACGCGCCUUCGAGGGCAUCGAGAUGGCCUGGCCCUACUUCCUGGACUGCGACCGCUUCUUCGUCAGCGACGAGGAGGGCUGCUACGACCCGCUGGAGGGCCUGAGAGAGAAACAAGAUGCCACCCUAGCCAGCGUGGCCCCAGAGGAGCCAGCCACCAUCAUCCAGUUCAUCUACCACACCAACGCGCAGAUGAUCAACAUCCUGCAGAAGACGGCGGCCAUGUGCCCCGACAUCACCAGCACCUACAGCAUAGGCCGCAGCGUGGAGGGCAAGGACCUGCUGGUGAUUGAGUUCUCCAACAACCCCGGAAAACACGAGCUGCUGGAGCCGGAGGUGAAGCUGAUCGGGAACAUGCACGGGAACGAGGUCCUGGGCCGGCAGCUCCUGAUCUACCUGACGCAGUACCUGUGCUCCGAGUACCUGCUGGGGAACCAUCGCAUCCAGACCCUGAUCAACACCACGCGCAUCCACAUCCUCACCUCCAUGAACCCCGACGGCUACCAGCUGGCCUCCUCCGAGGUGGAGGGCAGCAACGACCCUGACAGCGACGAGGGCCCCAGGUAUAACGGCUGGAUCACCGGUCGAGCUAACGCCCAGAACAUCGACCUGAACAGAAACUUCCCCGACCUGACGUCCAUCGUGUACACACGGCGGAGAAGCAGGCGUUUCCGCACCAACCGCAUCCCCAUCCCAGACUCUUACUGGUCUGGUAAGGUGGCUCCAGAGACGUACGCGGUGAUGAAGUGGAUCCGGUCCAUCCCGUUCGUGAUCUCCGCCAGUCUCCACGGGGGGGCGCUGGUGGUGACCUACCCCUUCGACUUCUCCAGACACCCCCAGGAGCUGAAGUACCUGUCCCCCUCCCCAGAUGAUCAGGUGUUCAAGCAGCUGGCCAGGACCUACGCAGACGCCCACGUCUCCAUGGCCUCGAACAACACCGAGAGGUGUGGCGCCUCGUUCGCGAGCAGAGGUGGAAUCAUCAAUGGAGCAGAGUGGUACCACAUUGCAGGAGGGAUGGCUGACUUUAACUAUCUCCACACAAACUGCUUUGAGAUCACAGUGGAGCUGGGCUGUGACAAGUUCCCCAUGGAAGAGGACCUGUACGCUGGCUGGCAGGACAAUAAAGAGGCCCUGCUGACCUUUGUUGAGUCGGUCCAUCGUGGUAUAAAGGGAAUUGUGAAAGAUGAACAGGGAAAUGGAAUCAAAGGAGCGAGUAUUUCAGUUAGAGGAAUCAGACAUGACAUCACUACAGCCGAAGGCGGGGACUACUGGAGGCUGCUGACGUCUGGGGUUCACGUCCUGACGGUCUCCGCCCCGGGCUACCGCAGGACCAUGAAGAAGGUCUACCUGCCCUCGCGCAUGCAGAAGGCCGGCCGCGUGGACUUCGUGCUGAAGUACGCCGUCAUGGAGCCCCACCUGGACUACUUCGACCUGCCCGACAUGGCCAACUACGACCGCUUCGACCCCUACAACCAGUUCGAGCGCUACUCCCUGAGCGAGCUGGGCACCAACGGGGAGGAGCGGCAGGAAAAGCCCUGGUGGUGGGCCUACUUCGCCCAGUCGGGCAGCUCUGCGCCCACCUGGCUCCUGCGGAACUAUUAGGGCUUCGACAGACUCUCCGCACCCACCUGCAGCCCCACCUGUGUGUGCUUUGUGUCCGUAAUCUGAACGUGCCGAGGCCUGCAGUCUGUCCGCCCGUAUAGAGCACGGCUGAGAGCCUCACAACCAGACCCGGGUUCAAACAGUACUUGUUUUGGAUUCAAAUACUUUUCUGCAUUUGAUUACCCCGCUGAAAAAAAGAAUUAACAGCUCAAGCUAGGUGCUGAAACAGUUGGUAGCUGGUUGGCCAGUUCAGCCCAGCUCCAUACUCAACAUGGCUUGACCAGUUUAAGAAAUUAAACAGCUGGUUGCUGGUCAUUUCAGGCUGGUCAUAGCAGGAUUUUACAGCAGGGUAAACUUGCCUGGUUUAUCGGAACAAAUGAAAUGAAUCCUGAAAGUGUAAGUCCAGCCCAUCUGCUCUUCCUUGCACGCUCAAAUGCACCAGGCAAGAUCAAUAGAGCACAGAAAAGUAUUUAAAUCCAAAAUAAAUAUUACAUGAAUCCAGGUGUAAGGUACAUUUUUUAUCAAAAAAGAGGCUUGUUUUCCUCUGUCAGUCCUCGAACCUGUGCACAUUUUCAUUUUGUUUUAUUGAGCAAAUCUUUCCUUUAAUUACGACGCCAUUUAGUAUAAUGUGCUGCUGAAGGUUCCUUGUCCAUAUUGUUUUGGUUUGUUUUGUUUGUUGUCUCUUUUGUAUUUAUCUAUUCUCUUUUUUUGUACUGCCAAAUCAACACCCCAGACAUUUGCUUUAAUUGUAUUAUUUAUUAUUUUUUAAACAAACAGACUUAAAUGAAGAUGCCCAAAAAAAUCCCCUCGAAGCACAAAAGCUUUUUAAAUGUUUUACAGACUGCAUUGAAAGCACAUUGACAGUUUGAGACAGAAUAUUUAGAUGGCCCUCCUGAGCUAAAAUGUCCUAUUCCCUUUAGUGUACUGUAUAUUCGUGUCAUAUCAUGAGUGAAGCGUUUCUUUUCCCCUAGCUGUUCUUAAUAUGGCCACUGCAGGCCACUUCAUCUAAAGACGGAAAAAAGAGGGUGUUUUACGCGGUCGUGAUAAUAUAAAUGAGAAUUUCUCAAACACA
Molecule: messenger RNA, 3135 nt
Organism: Conger conger (European conger)
Lineage: Eukaryota; Metazoa; Chordata; Actinopteri; Anguilliformes; Congridae
Product: carboxypeptidase Z-like
Exons: 11
Coding region: 54-2063 (669 amino acids)
Biological process (GO): proteolysis
Molecular function (GO): zinc ion binding; metallocarboxypeptidase activity; protein binding
Source: RefSeq, a predicted model, not a curated record